Molecule: messenger RNA, 1618 nt
Organism: Exophiala viscosa
Lineage: Eukaryota; Fungi; Ascomycota; Eurotiomycetes; Chaetothyriales; Herpotrichiellaceae
Exons: 1
Coding region: 383-1561 (392 amino acids)
Molecular function (GO): aryl sulfotransferase activity
Source: RefSeq, a predicted model, not a curated record
UGGCAAGGCUGCUUUUCAUAUUCGUGCCGCCGGUUUCAGUCAGAACCCGCGGCAGCUUAUCGGGCCAGCGGUAUGCCGGCGGUAUGCCUGCGGUUUACCAGUGAAUAUGUGCCUAAGGCAUGCCGCCGGGACGCUCUGUCCCAUCACCUGAACAUUGCGACACGAGAUAAGGACAGGGGAGCACGGCGUCCGCCGCAUAAAAGGAGGAUGCAGGCAUAGAGGCGUCGAUAUAUAUAAAUCGAGGUGAACACAUCGAGAAGUAUUCAGUGUUGUCAACAGACUCAAUAACCAGCUUUACCCAAAGUAUAUCUCACAAGGAGUCUUUCAUCCAAUCCCGGAUCUGUCACAUAUCAGCAAGAAAUCGAAUUCACCAAAGCUGUCAAUGGAGCAAAAUACCCUAAAACGAAGAGGCAUUGGCCUUACGGGUGUCGACAAAUCCAAAUCUUUUGGCGGCUAUACGCUCUUCUGUCCACUCACCAGUGAUGUUGCUCACCUGGUGGAUGUUGAUGGCAAAGAAGUGCAUUCAUGGAAGCUUCCAGGAAGAAUCGGGCGACAUGCAAGAAUCUUGCCCAACGGCAACCUAGCUGUUAACACACUUCGGGAAACGGAGCAGAAGACCAGUGAUGGGGGUCCAUUUCCCUUCCCUUUCUUUAACAAGUACGGAGGUGGCGUCAUGAGCGAGCUGGACAAGGACGGCAAGGUGGUUCGCCAAUUCACCGACCCUUUCGGGCAUCACGAUCAAUAUCACUUUGGCGAUGGUCGCAUGCUCUACACGAGCCUCGAGGCUUUGUCGCCUGAAGACUCCGCCAAAGUCAUCGGGGGUGUUCCUGGCAGUGAGAUCGAUGGCAUUACCUAUGCAGACACGAUUAAUGAAGUUAAUGCAAACGGCAAGCUGGUGUGGCAGUGGAAAGUGUCCGAGCGACUGCCCAGAGACGAAUUCCCACUGCAGCCACACUACACCCGCGAACAUUAUCCCCUGAUCAAUGCCGUUCAGCCAAUGCGCGACGGCAAACAUAUUCUGGCGUCGAUGCGGUCAGUAUCAGCGGUAGUCAUUAUUGAGAAGUCGACUGGCGACAUCGUCUGGAAACUUGGUUCUGAUGUCCUCGCCCAGCAGCACAACGCGAACGAGCUAGAGAACGGAAAUAUCCUUAUCUUCGACAACGGUGCUUUUCGAACGGGUGAAUCGAUCCAGUACACCCGUGCCAUCGAAGUGGAUCGGGCGACCAAGAAAAUUGUCUGGGAAUACCAUGAUCGAGCUCAGAUGGUGUACUUCUUCACACCGUUCAUGGGUAGCGCUCAGAGACUCGCAAACGGCAACACGUUCUUGUGUGAGAGCGCGUUCGGCCGCCUGUUUGAAGUCACGCCUGAUGGCUAUGUCUGCUGGGAGUACGUCAAUCCCCACUUUGCGCCUUACCCGGACGAAGCGACAGCCAAGAUGUUCCCGGGCGACUCAAAUGCCUUGUUCAGAGCGUAUCGAUAUUCGCUGGAGGAGAUUCCUUGGCUAAGGGCAAAAAUCGCGGGUAACACUGAUCGAUUGGGUGGCAUUUGCAGGCAGCAGUAGUGUGGUGCAGGGUAUUUGAGGCAUUGCGGAGUUGGCAGCUUUAUGGGUACACAUAGC